Molecule: messenger RNA, 1128 nt
Organism: Bacidia gigantensis
Lineage: Eukaryota; Fungi; Ascomycota; Lecanoromycetes; Lecanorales; Ramalinaceae
Exons: 3
Coding region: 1-1128 (375 amino acids)
Molecular function (GO): oxidoreductase activity
Source: RefSeq, a predicted model, not a curated record
AUGCAAAUCAUUCCAUCAUCUACCAUCAUUUGCAAUUUCACAACCACAUGCCUCAUGUACGAAAUACUUGGCUCUGCAUAUAUCCUUGGCGCUCCUUCAAGCCAUCUUGAGAAAAUUUACGAGGACGAGUCGCGAUCGUUGGAGCCGUGGAGCGAUUCGCCCGGUGAGGUCUCCAUAGAAGACUGGAGAGAUCAUCUCGGGGACCCAAGAUACCAGCGAGCUUAUGUGGACUUCUUUGAAGAUCAGCUCGUCCAAGCUGGCUAUGAUUGGAAACAGGUUCUGAAUAAGUUCCUGUUUGAGGGCAAAGAGCCGCUCUUCAACAAUCUGAUUUCCGGUCUUGGCCAUUGCCUAAUCCACCUUGGAUAUGCUUAUGAGCUGGACUCCAGGGAGAUUUCCAUGGAGGCCCUGGGCUUGACAACGUGCUUUUACGGGCCUCUUCAUAAGUACAUUGACGAUCCCGCUUAUUCCAAAGCUUCCUCUGCGCCGUCUUCCUUCGCCAAACCUUCCUCGUCGACCCUCGAGAUCCUUAUGAGAAUCCGGGAUGACUCUCGAUUCGAUGAUAUACCAAAUCACAAGCGUGCUAUAAGUCUGGAAGAGCUGUUUGAGACCCAUGAGGCUGCAUUACUAGAGCAUUGGAACUCAUGGCAGCUACCGCAGCCAAGAGCUCAAUUUGAGGAAAGCCAGGCGACUCCAACUUCUCUACUCGUAGGCUCUUACAACAAGGAUGGCAGCAAAGAUUAUGACUUCUUCCUGGUCCAUCUCUUGACCACAAGUCAUGCGGUUCGUAUUCUCCUACCUAUAAUUCCCCCGAAGCUUCACGUGACGUUGGUCAAACAGUGGUGGCUCUUCGUGGUGGCUGUAUACAUCAUACAAGGUCGCCCUGCCGUGGAUAGAGAAAGGUUUCUGAAACACGACAUCGGUUCCAAAGAUUGGACGUGGAUCGACACUGAAGCGAAAGAAGGCAAAUGGUCUCUUGAUGCUCAUUUCGUCAAAGCCUUGCGGUCGAUGAAAGUCGCAGCAGAGACAUGGGAAGACGAGAAGCAUGAUAACUUCUAUCUGAAAGCUGCUGUCAAGAUGGUGGAAGAAUACAACGGUUGGGGAGGUUUUGGGUUCAUGAAAGAAGGUUGA